ACACGAACAGAAAUGGAGGUCGAUCAAAAUAUCAUCGUCGCCGUGUGCGGCCGUCCUGUCCUGUACGACACCACGAUGGUGUCGUACAGGGACAGGAACAAAACAGAGAGGGCGUGGGUCGACGUGGCAGAGGAUAUUGGCGUUCCUGUGGACGUAUGUCGCAGGAGGUGGAAGUCACUCAGGGACAGGUACAUGAGAUACAAAAAGAAUGAAAAGGAGGGAAAAAAGAGCGGGUCAGCGGCAGGGAGAGUGGACACGUGGAGAUUUGCUAGGGUCCUGUCCUUCCUCGACCCCUUUGUCACCCCGAGGGAGACCAGCAGCAAUUUACCUCUGGGGGCAGAGGAGGUUGAGGGGGACGGGGCUCCAGAGACUCCACUGACGGGGGCAGGAGAAGAUGAGGAGCUUGAGCAGGCAGCAGCAUCGCACAAUACAGCUGUAUAG
Gadus morhua (Atlantic cod) is the source of this 441-nucleotide messenger RNA. Its product is annotated as transcription factor Adf-1-like. The coding region runs from base 13 to 441 and encodes 142 amino acids. NCBI's taxonomy places the organism in Eukaryota, Metazoa, Chordata, Actinopteri, Gadiformes, Gadidae. Gene Ontology annotation, biological process: regulation of transcription by RNA polymerase II. Gene Ontology annotation, cellular component: nucleus; transcription regulator complex. The record is from RefSeq and is a predicted model, not a curated record. The transcript has 3 exons.